Molecule: messenger RNA, 4183 nt
Organism: Adelges cooleyi (spruce gall adelgid)
Lineage: Eukaryota; Metazoa; Arthropoda; Insecta; Hemiptera; Adelgidae
Product: zinc finger protein 585A-like
Exons: 3
Coding region: 130-4047 (1305 amino acids)
Biological process (GO): regulation of transcription by RNA polymerase II
Cellular component (GO): nucleus
Molecular function (GO): RNA polymerase II cis-regulatory region sequence-specific DNA binding; DNA-binding transcription activator activity, RNA polymerase II-specific
Source: RefSeq, a predicted model, not a curated record
AGUAGUUUCGUUAUCGUCGCAGCGCUAUCGUCUGGCAAAAAAUACCCAAACAAAACAAACACCAGUUGGCAGUUUCCAGUACAGGACCUAACCGAAAUUACCAAUAAAACGAAUAUACAAAUAGAUCAAAUGGCUACAACCGACCAAUACUCAAACAAACUUCAGAAGUUCCUAUGCGAUUUGUGUAGGAAAUGUUUUUCUACCAAAAAGCAAAUUCUCCGUCACAUGAUUAUCAUCCACAAUACUGCAACGGCGAAUCGUUUUCUCGAAAAACACAAGUCUGAUGAAAACCCUUACAAGUGUGGAGUUUGUUUAAAAUCUUUUAAGACGAAAUCCAAUCUGGUAAGACACCAAAGCGUGCAUACUAAAGAAAAGCCCUACAAAUGUGUUGUAUGCCUGAAAUCGUUUUCGGCAAAAUCCUAUCUGGUAAUACACGAACGAACGCACACUGGACAGAAGCCAUACAAAUGUGACGUGUGUCUAAAGUCUUUUACACAAAAACCUAACCUCACAGUACAUAUGCGUGUCCAUACCGUAGAAAAACCUUACACAUGUGCCGUUUGUUUAAAAUCGUUUAAGGCGAAAUCCUCACUGGAAACGCACAUACGGCUGCAUACUGACGGAAAUCUCUUCAAAUGUGACGUGUGUCUGAAGUAUUUUACACGAAAAGGAAACCUCGCAGUGCACAAACGAUUGCAUACCGGGGAAAAACCCUACACUUGCGACGUGUGCCGGAGAUCAUUUUCGACAAAAUCCUGUCUGGUAUAUCACGUGCGCAAGCAUACUGGCGAACAUCCUUACAAACGUGUUGUAUGCUUGAAAUCUUUUUCGGAAAAAUGCAAUCUAGUAACACACAAAUGCACGCACACUGGCGAGAAGCCAUACAAUUGUGUCGUGUGCCUGAAAUCAAAUUCGGCAAAAUCAAGUGCGGUAACGCACGAACGCAAGCACACUGGCGAGAAGCCACAUAAAUGUGACGUGUGUCUAAAAUAUUUUACUCAAAAAACAAUCCUAGCCGUAAACAAACGAGUGAAUACUGGAGAAAAGCCCUACACUCGUGACGUCUGUCUGAAACCUUUUUCGGAAAAAUCCUAUCUGGUAAAACACGCACGCGAGCACACUAGCGAGAAGCCAUACAAAUGUGAAUUGUGUCUAAAGUGUUUUACACAAAAAGCGAACCUUAUCCAACACAAACGUGUCCAUACCAGAGAAGAGUGUAACGAGUGCUUAAGAUCGUUGACUCCAGAGCACCGCCUGGCUGGACUCAAAUGUGUCCAUAUUGAUAAAAAGCCAUACAAAUGUGUUUUCUGCAUGAAGAGUUUUACAAAUAAAGGAAACCUCGCGAUACACGAACGAGUGCACACUGGCGAGAAGCCAUACAAAUGUGACUUGUGUCCAAAGUAUUUUAGACAAAAUGCUCACCUUGCCCGACACAAACGUAUCCAUAGCGGAAAAAAUCCUUACAAAUGUGCCGUUUGCUUAAAAUCGUAUAAUGCGAAACCCAGUCUGGUAACGCACAUACAGCGGCAUUCUGUCCAAAAGCCAUAUAAAUGUGCUGUGUGCCUGAAAUCGUUUUCGGUAAAAUCCCUUCUGGUAGUACACGAACGAGUGCAUACUAGCGAAAAGCCCUACAAAUGUUUUUUGUGCCCGACAUAUUUUUCGAGAAAAGCCUAUCUGGUGAGCCACGAACGCACGCACACUGGCGAGAGGCCAUACAAAUGUGACGUUUGUCUUAAGUAUUUUACACGAAAAGCCGACCUCGCCGUACACGAACGAUUGCAUACCGGAGAAAAACCUUACGUUUGUGACGUGUGUUUCAAGCGUUUUACUCAAAAAAUUACCCUUACGGUACAUAAACGUGUCCAUACCAGAGAAAUGCCUUACAAAUGUGAAGUUUGUUUAAAAUCUUUUAAGGCAAAAUGUAAUCUGGUAAGGCACGAACGCACGCAUGCUGCAGAAAAGUCAUACAAGUGUGUUGUGUGCCUGAAACCUAUUGCAAUGAAAUCCUACCUCGCUAAAAAACAUAAACAUGUUUACUCUGGUGGAAAUCCUUGCGAAUGCGAGGACCUAACCGAAAUUAUCAAUCAAACGAAUAUACAAAUAGAUCAAAUGGCACAAACUAUAACCAACCAAUAUUCAAACAAACUUCAGACGUUCCUUUGCGAUUUGUGUAAAAAAUGUUUUUUUACCAAAAAGCAAAUUUUCCGUCACAUGAUUACCAUCCACAGUACUGCAACGGCUAAUCGUUCACUCAAAAAACACAAGUCUGAUGAAAAUCCUUACAAGUGUGGAAUUUGUUUUAAAUAUUUUUCAGCAAAAUCCACUCUGGUAAUACACGAACGAACGCACACUGGUCAGAAGCCAUAUAAAUGUGACGUGUGCCUGAAAUCUUUUCCAAAUAAAUCCUAUCAGGGAACUCAUAUGCGCAUACAUACUGGCGAAAAGCCCCACAAUUGUGUUGUAUGCCUGAAAUCUUUUACGGAUAAAUCCAAUCUGGUAAAGCACAUGCGCGUGCAUUCUGGCGAAAAACCUUACAAAUGUGUUGUAUGCCAAAAAUCUUUUUCGGAAAAAUCCACUCUGGUAAAGCACAUGCGUUUACAUACUGGCGAAAAACCAUACUCUUGUGACUUGUGCCUGAAAUCUUUUUCGGUAAAAUCCUAUCUGGUAAGACACAUACGCAUGCAUAAUGGCGAAAAGCCUUACAAUUGUGUUGUAUGCCUGAAAUCUUUUACGGAUAAAUCCAAUCUGGUAAAGCACAUGCGCAUGCAUACUGGCGAAAAACCUUACAAAUGUGUUGUAUGCCUGAAAUCUUUUUCGGCAAAAUCCACUCUGGUAACGCACAAACUCACGCAUACUGGCGAGAAGCCAUAUAAGUGUAAUGUGUGCCUGAAAUCUUUUCCAGUAAAAUCCUAUCUGGUAACUCAUAUGCGCAUACAUACUGGCGAAAAGCCCUACAAUUGUGUUGUAUGCCUGAAAUCUUUUUCGGCAAAAUCCACUCUGGUAAAUCACGUGCGCGUGCAUACUGCCGAAAAACCUUACACUUGUGACUUGUGUCUGAAAUCUUUUUCGGUAAAAUCCUAUCUGGUAAAACACGAACUCACGCAUACUGGCAAGAAGCCACACAAAUGUAAUGUUUGUUUAAAAUCUUUUACUGUGAAAUGCAGCCUGGUAACACACCAAAGCGUGCACACUAAUGAAAAACUUUACAAAUGUAAAGUUUGUUUAAAAUCGUUCAAAGUGAAAUCCAGUCUGGUAAGGCACGUAAGCCUCCAUACUGGCGAAAAGCCCUACGAAUGUGUCGUGUGCCUGAAAUCUUUUUCGGCAAAAUCCACUCUGGUAAAGCACAUGCGUGUACAUACUGGCGAAAAACCAUACUCUUGUGACUUGUGCCUGAAAUCUUUUCCAGUAAAAUCCUAUCUGGUAAGACACAUACGCAUGCAUAAUGGCGAAAAGCCUUACAAUUGUGUUUUAUGCCUAAAAUAUUUUACGGAUAAAUCCACUCUGGUAAAGCACAUGCGUGUACAUACUGGCGAAAAACCAUACUCUUGUGACUUGUGCCAGAAAUCUUUUUUGGCAAAAUCGUCUCUGGUAGCACACGAACGCCUGCAUACUGCCGAAAAGCCCUACGAAUGUGUCGUGUGCAUGAAAUCUUUUCUAGUAAAAUCCUAUCUGGUAAAGCAUAUGCGCAUACAUACUGCCGAAAAGCCCUACAAAUGUGUUAGAUGCCUGAAAUCUUUUUCGAUAAAAUCCAACAUGGUAGCACAUGAACGCACGCACACUGGUGAAAAGCCUUACACUUGUGAAGUGUGUUUAAAGUGUUUUACACAAAAAUCAAACCUCGCAGUACACGAACGCAUGCAUGCUGCAGAAAAGUCAUACAAGUGUGUCAUGUGCCUGAAACCUAUUGCGGUGAAAUCCUACCUCGCAAAAAAACAUAAACAUGUCCAUUCUGGUGACAAGCCUUGCCAAUGCGAAGUGUGUUUCAAGUGUUUUGCUAAAAAAUACGACACAGUUAAACAACAAAAACGUGACCAUGUUGGAGAAUAGUCUGAUCUUUAUCAGUCAUCAGUCUUUACCUACAAUUUAAAUGUAAGACUUUUUUGUCUAUGUGUUAAUCAUUACUUUAUACUUGUUGUAACAAAAAAUGAACCAUUUUAUGGACAUUUAGUUAAAAUUAAAAAUA